UUCUGUUUUGUUCUGCAAAUCGUAAUUUCGUAACAAACUAUCAUUGUGACCUUAUUAGUGUUUUAAAAUGACUGGUUCUAUCAUCCUAGCGGGCCUGGGAUUGGCCGCCAUUGGCUUUGGAGGACGAGCUUUGCUCCGGCAGAUGCCCAACGCCGCUAGUAAAAUGCAAGAAGCACUUCUAAAUUUGCCCAAGUUUGAUGCGGAAUCGAUGGCUAAUUCCAAGUACUACAAGGGAGGAUUCGAUCCGAAAAUCAACAAGCGGGAGGCAGCUCUAAUCCUGGGGGUCAGUCCGUCGGCAUCCAAAAUUAAGAUCAAAGAUGCGCACAAAAGAAUCAUGCUUCUGAAUCAUCCAGAUAAAGGAGGAUCCCCAUAUUUGGCCGCCAAAAUCAACGAAGCGAAAGAUUUUAUGGAUAACUCGAAAUAAAAAUCAUUGAUUAUUAAACAG
Ochlerotatus camptorhynchus is the source of this 445-nucleotide messenger RNA. RefSeq names its product mitochondrial import inner membrane translocase subunit TIM14. The transcript has 3 exons. Lineage: Eukaryota; Metazoa; Arthropoda; Insecta; Diptera; Culicidae. Gene Ontology annotation, molecular function: ATPase activator activity. Gene Ontology annotation, biological process: protein import into mitochondrial matrix. Gene Ontology annotation, cellular component: PAM complex, Tim23 associated import motor. The record is from RefSeq and is a predicted model, not a curated record. The coding region runs from base 68 to 424 and encodes 118 amino acids.